UAUCAACCACCAUCACCCCCGAGUUCGAGCAGUUUUCGGUGCCAGCCAUUAGAGACGGUUUAAGCGGAAUAAAUUCUGCGAUUGCCCUACACUUUGCUUCACUUGGCCGUCUUCCGAGGACAUUUAGCGUGUCUACCUAGAUUUUGCCUCUUUGCCGGUGAGGUCGCAUCGACGACAGCGCAUCUGUAUUGGUGGACUCCAGCGUAUGAGUUGGAACACAAUGUCCCUCUACCCUCCAAGCACUUCCUACGGUCAGAUGCCCUUCCCUCAACAGGGAUACGUGCAUCGUGGGCCACCUCCCGUGGCUCCUCAAUAUCAGUAUCAGCCACCGCCUCCUGUCUACUACAUGGACCCCACUUCGUUUCGAGAGGAUUACUUGCAGCGUCUAUCGAUGCUCAACGUUAAUUCGAGACCACUGAUCCAGAGUCUUUCCAUGAUUGCACAGGAGUAUAGUCGGUGGGCUGAAAUCGUGGCGCAAUGCAUUGAGACGCAUAUACGAAGGGCUUCCCCUUGGAUGAAGUUACCCGCCUUCUACCUCCUCGAUGCCAUCUCGAAGAACGUCUACGAGCCGUAUGCUCGCCAUUUCACACCCUUCGUUACUCCCUUGUUCCUUGAGACCUAUGAACAGGUUGACCAGAACACGCGCAGCAAGAUGGAAGAGAUGUUGCUGACCUGGCGAACAGGCGCGCCCAAUGGCAAGGAACUUUUCGGCAUCGGACCUCAAGUCAGCAUUGAGCGGGCUAUCUGGGGUGGCGGCGACUCGAGCUACGGUGCCGAUACCUCUCGGACAGGGCGAGGAUCCGCUCCCGCGCAUGUCUCCAAAGCCCAAGUUCUCAGUGAACUCGAUUUUACCAUGAGUCAGAGGGAGCGCGCACUGCAGCAGAAUCCUUACGACGCGACUGCUCAGACGCAUGUCAAUGUCUUGCGACAGUUACGUAGUGUUGUGGAAGCUGGCGUGUCCCAGGAUGAACUCCGCGAGGUGUUGAAUCAGUUACGGGCGCUCUCAAGGUCAAUCCCUCCCCCUCCGGCAGCAGCUCCCCAAGCAGCACCGUAUCAAUCCCCUCCACCUCCACCGACGAUCCCAUCCUAUCCCCCAGCUCCUGCUAGCUAUCCGUCGGCCCCGAAUUAUAGCGCGCCUCCAUCCCAGCCGUCGUACCCGCCUCAACCAUCGUACACGCCGCCUCAGCAGGAGUCGAAACCGUGGCCUUCGGCUCUACCUCCGGCUAGCGCUCUGCUCCAUGCUUCCGCCGCUCCCCCUACAGCGGGACCUUCUUCGCUACCCUUAGGCAACAUAGAAAAUCUGUUCAGCGCUCUUGUGAAGGCAGGUGUCGUCUCGUCAAACAACGGUACCCCAACUGGUGCCGGUGCCACUGCGAAGGUCGAGGAUGUAAAACCCGAUGAGGUAGAUCCCGCUCGUCGAGCCUCACGGGAGUACAGGAAAGCUAUUUUAAGCCAGAAGAUCCGGUUGACCAAUGCGGACAUCACUAGACAACGUCCGGAUGUAGUGUCAUUCUUGUAUGACCGUCUGCCAUCACAGUGCAAACAAUGUGGUCUGCGCUUCGCAGACAAUCCUAUAGGCAAGAAGAAGAUGCAAGAUCAUCUUGACAUGCACUUUAGACAGAACCGUAAGGCGAGUCAGAAUGUAGGACGCGGACACAGUCGUAGCUGGUUCGUUGGAGUGGAGGACUGGAUACAUGAAGUGGCGGAUAGCAAGGGCAAGGGUCGUGCCGAUCGACGUAUGAAUGCUAAGGAAGCGGCUGCGGCUGCUGCAAAGGAGGAAGAGGCAGCUCUUCGCGCGUCUCACGUGGUUGUCCCUCCGGGUGACGAGGCAAAACCCAUAUCAUGUCCGAUCUGUAAGGAGACUAUGCAGUCUGAGUUCCUCGAAGAUGAGGAAGAAUGGGUCUGGCGGAAUGCGGUUAAGAAAGACGACCGAAUCUACCAUGCAACCUGUCACGCGGAAGCUAUGUCAUCCAACAGACUGGCGGCUUUGCUGCGCAGUGAGAAGGCUAGUCGGAGCCGUUCAGUUACUCCGGAUACAUUAGCUCUGCGGACAACGCCUCCUCGAAACUCUCUGUCGAGCACCGACGGGAGUGUAAGAGUUCCUGUCUCGCCUUCAACACAGCCGAGAGUGGCUGG
Gloeophyllum trabeum ATCC 11539 is the source of this 2136-nucleotide messenger RNA. RefSeq lists its product as uncharacterized. The transcript has 7 exons. Gene Ontology annotation, cellular component: mRNA cleavage factor complex; cytoplasm. Gene Ontology annotation, biological process: termination of RNA polymerase II transcription. The annotation marks the transcript as partial. The record is from RefSeq and is a predicted model, not a curated record. NCBI's taxonomy places the organism in Eukaryota, Fungi, Basidiomycota, Agaricomycetes, Gloeophyllales, Gloeophyllaceae. Gene Ontology annotation, molecular function: mRNA binding; RNA polymerase II complex binding.